GUGAGGAAGCAGUCCAUGUAAACACCGCUCAUAUCUGAGCGAUAGAACCAGUUCACUACUUGCACGUUGAACACGCCAACAAAAACUAAUGUGAAUUAUUGUCUCCCUUCCGCUGUUGGAAUGGAGAGAAACAAGAACACAAGUUCAGCCAUUGUUGCUCUUGGGUACCCUGUGGGCGGCUCCUGCCUCAUUCAGUGCAGGUGUGAUGAGCUCCCCUGUCCGCUGCUGAACUGGCUGUCCGCGGAGCUCGGGGCUCUGUGUCCUGAGCUGACAGACUUUAAGGGAGCAGGUGGUGUUUUGUUGGUGAAAGAGUUAAGAAUUCUGCUGUCAAACAUGUUUUCGCCCCUCGCUGAUAUGGAUGUGCUGGAACCGUCUACCCUGAACAAGAUCACGGACUUCCUUGUGUCAGAGUUGCUAGCGGCUCAUCUAAUCAAGCAGAAGGAGCUGCAUGCUGAAGAGAACUUGUCAGACGGAGAAUCGGUAAAAGAGCAGCGAGUUGAGCAUCACUGCUACGAUUUGGGUGAAGAAUACAGAGAGGAUGAUGCUGCAGAGAUGGACAAAAAGAAAGCGGAGAUGCAGGCAGAGUGGAUUUUACUGCUGCAUGCACUUGGUUUGGAUGCUUCUUCUCAGUUUGAAGAUGUGGAGAAUGAGGUGAAUUCAAGGUAUUCUCGUCUACCGGGUGGAGAGAUGACAAACCCCCUUCUGAGCACCAGCUUAAGCUCAGAGCAGUGGGCUGCACUUCUAAAGAUCAAUCAGACUCUGUCUGUGGAUUACCGCUGUCGGCAGCAGAUGAUGAUUAAACGAUUUCAGGUCACGCUCGAAUCCUUUGCGUGGGGCGAAAAAACAAAGGUAGUCAUGUUAAAUCUUUUAUUCAAUGCAUUUGCUCUGUUAACAGCCUUUCUGGUCGAAGGAGAUUUCUCCUUGUAGAUUAAUGCACAGCUAAGAAACAAAUUCAAAGCACAACAUUUAUUUGGUAAUAGAAUUAAUUCCCUGCUCAUUUUUAUUAGGUUUAGAUUCUGGCAUAAAAUAUAUCUCUUAGUCAGAAAAAUAACGCCUAAAAUCAUGACAUUACAUUUAAAUAUCGUCUACAGCAUGCUCUUUCUAGGUUUUAUUUAAUUUAUUCUACAUAUGUGUUUGUUUAAAUGAA
Molecule: messenger RNA, 1147 nt
Organism: Cyprinodon variegatus (sheepshead minnow)
Lineage: Eukaryota; Metazoa; Chordata; Actinopteri; Cyprinodontiformes; Cyprinodontidae
Product: protein FAM98B-like
Exons: 6
Coding region: 121-927 (268 amino acids)
Cellular component (GO): tRNA-splicing ligase complex
Source: RefSeq, a predicted model, not a curated record